AGUGUCAUACGCAUGUUUUUUGUAACAACAUCUCAUAAUCGUUCGAGUGACAUAGAAGUGUCAAAAACAGUGGACUCUGUGUUCUCAAUCUCAGCUGACUCACUGAUCUUUGUUACGUUUAAUAAGUACUUAAAUACAACACUUGAACUGUUAUAACUUUAAAGUUUUUAAUGUCAUUCGAUUCAUAUGCUGAAGCAUGACCAACAUGGAUUAUUUAUUUUUAUUCGUCUUACUCGUUUCAUCUGAAAGUUUGGCUUUCCUGGUAGAAUCAGAUCCUGUGACCACUGCGGAAACUUUAACGGAUACAGGACACUGUGUUUGGUAUGGAGAAUGUGGACAGGGGUAUAAUCAGGGCAAACUGAACUGUCCUGCAAAUAGUACAACUAGGACUCCACCAAAACUGACAGAUCCGAAUGGACUACGAAUACUGAAAUCUUACUGCCCUAACCUGUAUCAUGGUGAUGAUAAUACUUACACUUGUUGUUCUGGAGAUCAACUACGUUCAUUUGAGGGUAACCUUGCCCUUCCUGAACAGUUGUUAUCUAGAUGUCCCGCAUGCUUCUUCAAUUUCCUUAACUCAAUCUGUCAGACAACCUGUUCUCCGCAACAGAGCAGAUUUAUGCGAGAGGACCCAAAGUCUCGAAAACCUGACCCAUCGAGUGCUGGAAUUGGUGGCAUAGAUGUAGUAAUCACCGAUAAAUACAUGCAGGAUUUGUUUGAUUCUUGUAAGGAAGUUCAGAUGCCAAGCACAAAUGAUAAAGCAUUGUCAGUGUUUUGCGGGCGUCUGGCAUCACAGUGCACUCCCCUGGUCUGGUUAAACUAUAUGGGAAAUACAGGAAAUGGACGGGCACCUUUCUCUAUAAAUUAUAUUGCAAGCAAUACACCGUGGCAUGCACCAGAUGGACAGAUACUGCAUCCUUUCAAUAAAACCAACAAGAAAUGUAACGAGACAGUUACAGGUAGCAGUAGCAAAAUCGGAACAGAGAAAUGUGGCUGUAAAGACUGUGCUGCUGAGACCUGUCCCCCGAUACCCAAACCAAAUGCUGAUACACGGAAAAAAUUCUUUGAAUCCAUGUUCGGGAAAGAUAACUACAGAACUGCAGAAAUUGUUAUAGAACGUGCAGACAGCAAAGCUCUUGUUAUUCACAGUAUGCCACCACCAUCAGUUUUGUCUAUCAACUUUACCUCACUCUUCGAUAAGAACUUUCUCAAACAGGUCCUGAAGCUACAAGAGGGAGUGGCAAAUAUAACUGCAGACAGUCAAUCGGAAACAGUGACCUUGGAUGAUAUAUGUAUGAAGUACAAUGGAGAAUGUGUGACAGAGAGUGUGAUGCAGUACUUUCAGAACAACGGAACUAAGCUUGAUGAAGUUGCCUAUGAUAAAUGGCAAAUUUUCCGACUUGCAGAUUAUCUGGACCAUUUUCUGUCUUGUGCAGGGGGUUCUGGAAAAAAGGAUACUACAGCACUGAACAUGUCCUGUGUCUCUGAGUUUGGAAACUUGACAGUACCCUAUAUAGUGUUGCAGGGAUACAAUGGUACAAACUACCAGAAUGCAACAUCUUUUGUCAUCACAUAUAUCCUGAAGAACACACCAGGGCAGGAUGUGCAGGCCUGGGAAAAUGCAUUUGUAAAAUAUUUGAAAUCUUACUCGAAUUCAAACAUGACGCUAACAUUCGCACCACAUGAUCAGGUUGCAAGACAGUUGGAUGAAGUUAUCCCCCCUGAAGACGAGUCUGACCCAGGUUACAGUGUAACAGUUGAGGAUGAGGAGGAGCUGGACGGACAUUGUGUAUGGUACGGUCAGUGUGGUACCGGCUGGAACCAGGGGGCGUUAAAUUGUCCAGUGACAAACAAGACCAGAAACUCUCCAUUUCUGACUGACCCUGAAGGUCUUAGAAUUUUGAAACGGUACUGCCCACAGUUUUACAAAGGUGACAAGAACACAAGAACUUGUUGUGAUUUGGCACAAUUAAAAGCAGUUGAAGGAAAUUUAGCUCUACCAGAUCAGUUACUGCAACGGUGCCCAGCUUGUUACAGUAACUUCCUUAACCAGAUAUGUCAGAUGACGUGUAGCCCUGUACAGAGCAAGUUUCUAUAUGCAAACAUGAAUGCCAGUUGUCCUGGUGGUGAUCCAGCACACGGUCCUUGUACAGGCGGUGGUAUUCCAGCAGUAAAUUAUGUCAUGACAGAUGAGUAUGCCAAUACAUUGUACGAGUCGUGUAAAGAUGUACAGAUGCCAAGCGCUAAUGACAAAGCUAUGUCAGUGUUUUGUGGCCGGAAGGCAGAAGACUGUGAUCCAAAGAUUUGGCUGUCAUACAUGGGAAAUACUGGAAAUGGGAGAGCUCCUUUCCCUAUCAAUUAUAACUAUACAAACGCUACUUUGGUGAAUCCUUACACACAUGAAACUAUGUAUCCAUUGAAUUACACAAAUUUACGUUGUAACUUGACGUAUGCGAAUGUCAGCGAUGCUUGUUCUUGUCAGGACUGCCAGUCCAGCUGUGCCGCUGUCCCGCCACCUCCGCCAAAGGCAAAACCGUUCACAAUUCUUGGAAUAGAUGGUGCCUCGUUCAUUGUUGGAUGUGUAUUUAUAGCCUUUGUAAUUUUCUUUGGAACAUAUGUCAUCUGCUUCAGUAUACUGAAGAAGGACUCACUUGGUAUUGGUAAAGAGAGUACUUACAAUUUUGAAAACUGCUCCAAUGCUGGAAGUCAUCAGAAUCUUUUAAAUCGACAAGUGUCACCAGCUGAAAUAGGAACUCUAGAAAAACUGGGGUUACGCGUAGAGGAACUUUUAAAGGCUGGUUUUACAUCAUGGGGAAGAUUAUGCGCCAGAUAUCCACUGAUUGUCUUAUUAGUAACAAUAAUAAUUUUCGGUUCCCUUGCUGGAGGAAUAGCUCGUUAUGACGUAACAACUGAUCCUGUCAAACUUUGGUCUUCACCUGAAAGUACUGCUAGAACACAGAAAGCGUACUUCGAUAAACACUUUGGACCAUUUUAUCGGACAGAGCAGUUGAUAAUCACACGGCCAGACAAGACACCAGUCAUACACCAGUACCCGCCACCAUCUGUCAGUACAAUAAAGUUCAGCUCCAUGUUUGAUAAAGAAUUUAUGCACCAGGUUCUAGAUCUACAGACAGAAGUGGAGCAGCUAAGAGCUAAGUUUGACAAUGGAACUGUAGGACUUGAAGACAUCUGCUUUAAACCCCUCAGUCCGGACAACAACAACUGCACAAUAGAAAGUGUGCUACAGUUCUGGCAGAACAAUCGUACAAACCUUGAUAAAGUAGCUUACGACAAAUGGGGAAUUUUUAUUAUGGCAGACUAUCUUGACCACUUUUUAAAAUGUGCUCAAGCCCCAGCAUCAGUGUCGGACACAACUGAUCUAGAAAUGACCUGUCUUGGUGCCUAUGGUGGUCCGGCGUUCCCUUGGGUUGUUCUCGGAGGAUAUGAUGAACUGAACUAUCAAAAUGCAACAGCAUUUGUUAUCACUUUUGUUGUCAAUAAUCAUGUGAAUGAAGAGGAUAACAGGAAGGCUGAGGCAUGGGAGGCGGAGUUUAUCAAGUUUAUCAAAAACUACAAAAAUCCAAAUAUGACUAUUUCCUUCUCCGCUGAGAGAUCAAUUCAAGAUGAACUGGACCGUGAGAGUAGAUCAGAUGUGUGGACUAUUGUACUGAGUUACUUAAUCAUGUUUGGAUACAUAACCAUAGCACUGGGUCAGUUCCAUGGCCUUGACACAAUCCUCAUUGAUUCAAAAGUGACAUUGGGACUGAGCGGUGUAACAAUAGUUUUAUUAUCUGUGGCUUCAUCCGUUGGUUUCUAUAGUUACUGUGGAGUUCCAAUGACCUUGAUUAUUAUAGAGGUUGUACCGUUCCUUGUGCUGGCUGUCGGCGUAGACAACAUCUUUAUACUUGUGCAGACUUACCAGAGAGAUGAACGCAAGACAGGCGAGACACUGGAGGAUCAAGUUGGACGUGUUCUUGGAAUUGUGGGACCCAGCAUGCUUCUAACGAGUUUCUCCGAGUCUAUAGCAUUCUUUCUUGGUGCGUGGACUGACAUGCCAGCCGUUAGAGAGUUUGCCCUGUAUGCUGCCAUGGCCGUCUUCUUUGACUUUAUUCUACAAAUCACAUGCUUCGUCAGCCUCAUGACGAUAGAUGCUAGAAGACAAGAGGCGAACCAUUUUGAUAUAUGCUGCUGUAUAAGUAUACGCAAGAAGGAAAAACAGGAGAAACAAGAAGGCUAUCUCUACUGGCUCGUCAAAAAUUACUAUUCUCAUGCUGUCCUUUGUGACUGGGUCAGACCUAUUGUGAUUGUUACAUUUGUUGGUUGGUUUUUGGCUAGUGUAGCAUUUGCCUGUCAUUUGACAAUAGGACUGGAUCAGGCACUCUCUAUGCCAAAGGAUUCCUAUGUUCUUGACUAUUUCCAUAAUUUGUCAGCCUACCUUUCUGUUGGAGCUCCAGUUUACUUUGUUGUGCCUGCAGGACAUAAUUAUCUUAGUAAAGCAGGCCAGAACGCAUUGUGCGGAGGAAAGGGCUGUCCACAAGAUUCGCUCAUUGGUCAAGUGUUCAGACAGUCGCAGCUUGCUAAUUAUUCCACCAUAGCCCAACCAGCCUCUUCCUGGAUUGAUGAUUAUUUUGAUUGGAUAAAUUCAGCAGGAAAUCCACCAUGUUGUAGAGUGUAUGAAAAUGGUUCAUUCUGCCCAGCAACAUCCUCUGAUAACUGCAGUGCCUGCCCAUUCCAGCCGCAGGUUUCUGGUCGACCAUCACCGCAUGACUUCAUGCAUUAUCUACCAAUGUUUCUUGUAGAUAACCCUGGUCUAAAAUGUGCUAAAGGUGGACAUGCAGCAUAUGGGGCGGGUGUGAAUUUAGUGAAAAAUAAAACACAAGUUGGAGCAACAUAUUUUAUGACGUACCAUACACCCAUGAAAACAUCUGGGGACUACAUCAGGGGUUUGAAGGAAGCACGUAAAAUUGCCAAGAAUAUUUCUGUUGCUAUGGGAGCCAAGACAGAGGCUGAAGAAGUAUUUCCAUACAGUGUUUUCUAUGUAUUCUAUGAACAAUACCUAACAAUUGUCAACAACACGCUGAAGAACAUUGGAAUAUGUAUGGCAGCCAUCUUUGUUGCGACGUUUAUUCUGCUUGGAUUUGACUUUAUGACGGCAGUGGUGGUGUUUGUGACUAUAUCAAUGAUUAUCAUAGACAUCAUGGGAAUGAUGUACUUGUGGGAUAUCACCCUAAAUGCCCUCUCUCUCGUAAACUUAGUCAUGGCCAUUGGUAUAUCAGUGGAGUUUUGUUCACACAUAGCAAGAGCCUUUGCAGUUAGUAUACAACCUGAUAGAGUCCAACGUGCCAAAGAUGCAUUAGCUCACAUGGGCAGCUCAGUGUUAAGUGGUAUAACACUGACAAAGUUAGGUGGAAUAAUUGUAUUAGCGUUUGCCAAGUCACAGCUGUUUGAGAUGUUCUAUUUCCGCAUGUAUCUCGGAAUGGUUGUGUUUGGAGUUACCCAUGGCCUUAUAUUCUUGCCAGUUUUACUUAGUUAUAUUGGUCCAGGUAUUAACAAAGCCAAGUUAUAUCAACACCAACAGAAAGAAAUAAAAGAGUCAUCUAGAAAAUACCACACAAGUGAAAGUAAUGAUGCACAAAUAAACAGUCGAGAGAGAUAUAGACAUGUAGAUAGUGAUGAACCACCACAAUAUUCAAACGCGUUGUAGAGAUAGUAUACUUAUGUGCACAGUUUUGCUGGUUUAAUGACACGAGAUAGUGUUCAGUGCAUUUGCCAGACAGUUAAAUUACAAGUGCUUCGUAAAGAUGGUACAUUCAUUAGCUUUGACCAUGAUCCAUUAAAAUGUUUUAAAACAGAAAAUUCAUAUACAGUGAGGCCUGAGCUAAUGACCACAUGGGAACAUACAGUUGCUAGCUCAUAAAUUGUUACAUUCCUAAUUUAAACAUUUGAAGUGCAUUUAAACCUGCUUACAAAAACCAGUUUUUGUCCCCAGCACCAGCGUAGUGUGUAGAUAAAGUUUUGACUGUGCUAAGGCAAAAUGUGCAAGAAUAUUUACUUGUAAGCCAAUAUAACAGCUUUCUGUUUUUGUUUGCAUUUGACAUGGUUGUAAAAGCUCUGACUUGAUUUUGGUGAAAAAUAUGUUGCUUGAUUUUACUUUAAUGAUAUGUUAUUACUACCUGACAAACAUAUGCUCAUGUCUAGCAGUAACAGAGACUAUCUGUCUCAAAUGAUUUCUUUACAAGUUUAAUAUUUAAAAGGAAAGGCAAUGCUGUUUUAGUUUUAAUUCCAUCUGAAGGGUCUAAAAUCAUUUUGAAAUAAUAUCAUUAACACACUAAAUGACUGCCUCCAAGAUUAACCAUUUUCUUACAUUUCAAAAUGCCAUAUCUUUCUCAGCAUUGGUCCCACUUUAAAAAUUCCUUCAGUGUUAUGAAUAGCUAGACAUUGGCACCUGUUGUUUAUAAAAAGAUACCUUUUGAUCAUGUGAAAGUUAAGAGAUUAUAUUAGUAUGUCUUUUGUUUUGUUCUGGAACAAGCUAAUAUGGCAGAUAUUUUAUACUGUUUAAAAUGUACCUGUCUACUUUCUGAGAUUGUGAUAUUUUUGUAUUUUUGAAUUGAAGUAAUUUUUGUUGAUUUUUAACUGUUUGUUCAAUCUCCUGGCAGCUGGUGCCUCCAUUAGCAGUACAUUAAUCACUUCCAUCACAAAUGUCUCAUGACAGUGAAAUCAGAUGAUGAUUACAAGAAGUUUAAAUUUUGACUUUUCAUUUAAAACUUUUGUCAGAUUUAUAUCUACACUUAACAUGAUUUCUCUGGAAAAAAUAGUCACAGAAAUGUAAAGAACUAAACUCUAAAAUCUCAUUAUUAAAAUAUUGAUUCAUGAAAACUCUGCUGAAAUGUUUGUGGUGGCAGAGGUAGCUUUACUAUAAUGGGAGGUAGCUCUACAGGAGAUUGGUAUUUGAUUUUGCAAAAUAUAACUUGUUGUUUGUUCUUCCAGGUUCUUAUCCAGCUUUUGUUGAUUAGUGAAUCAUUUUUCAGUGCUGUCCAUUCAGUGCCUCAUGAUUUUUAAAUGUUUGAGAUACAUUGGUACUUAAAGAAAAUCAUUAUGCAUAUUCAUAUGGGAAAAUGAGGUCUUUCACCACCAUAGAAGUUGAAAAGUCAAUAUACAUGUAUAUUCAUAGCCUUUAGUGCAAGUAAAUGAAUAAAUUAGACUUGAUAAAAACUUAAAGAUUAUGCUUAUUUUCUUUGACACUUUCGUAGAAAAGGAGUGACAAGCAACACACUAUAUUUUGUCAAAUUAUUGUUGUGCAAAGUUUAUAGUUGAAAUAGAAGUGUACAAUUAACUAGUAACUUUCAACCAACAAUUUAUUGUGCUCACUAAAAUGUGCUGACUUUGUAUUUAUACCUUUUGUUGUAUAAUUGACUAUUUUCGUUUUGUAUUCGUUCUCGUUUAAUUUUUUUUACUGUUUGAUGAAUGGUUUAAAGUCUGUAUGUUGCAUCAUUUGAAUGAAAUGAAAAAUAUGUGUAUGUGUUAUAAGCUAUGCUGUGCAUAGUUGUUCAAAAGAUGCUUUAUAUAUGUAAAAUUUGCUAUGUGUACAAUAUAUAUCUAAGUGUAUGUGGAUUAUAAACAAAGAUAAAUGUUUAAUUUUAUUAUUAUCAAUACUGACCUUCCUGCUGAAAAUGUUUGUUUUCUGUAAGUUUGUGCAUGUUCAUCAUAUUUUCUAUAUGGUGGGCAAAGCUGAAAAUAUUUUGCAGAAAUGAUUACCUCAGCGACAUGUAAGAUCUGGACCAGUAAUUUAGAGGUCAAUGACACAACUUAGAUUCAGAGAUCCUUUUCCUGGCUGGUCAAGUGCUCUUCCAAAUGAUACAAAAUAGUUGGGACGAAUGUGUUCAAUAUCAGAGAGUGAUAUAACUUAUGUACUACCAAGGGGAGUAGCUCAAAGGUCAAGGUUCCAAGUCAGAAUUGAAAACUGAUUGAAUCUAUUUCAUAACCAGUCCUUAAAUGUGCCGCGCCAUGAGAAAAUCAACAUAGUGGCUUUGCGACCAGCAUGGAUCCAGACUAGCCUUCGCAUCCAUGCAGUCUGGUCAGGAUCCAUGCUGUUUGCUUUCAAAGCCUAUUGGAAUUAGAGAAACUGUUAGCGAACAGCAUGGAUCCUGACCAGACUGCGCGGAUGUGCAGGCUGGUCUAGAUUCAUGCUGGUCGCAAAGCCACUAUGUUGGUUUUCUCAUGGCACGGCUCAAAUGUGCCCUAAGGAAUAACUUUGUAUUGAUGUUCAGCAUUGUCAGAUCAUAUUGAUAGUAUAGUAAACCCAAGCACGCAGCUUUGGCUUGAAUUUAGCUGUUUUGAACGGUUUGUUUUGCACAAUAUUUUCAGUUAUGAGACACACUAUUGUAUACAAGACCAUUGACAGUUCUGUACAUUCCUUACCCAUUUCUUGUUGACAAAUGACAGGCCCAACAUUUUGCCAUUUAGCAUCACACAAAUAUUUUAUUACUAUAUCCUUUUGAUACAUUGUAAGUGGGUUUCCAUGAAGAAUAAUUUUACCAGUAAAUGUUAUAAAAACAACACAUUGAUUUGUCUGUUGAAGCAUGUACAGUUGUAUACAUACUCAUAGGUUGUUUAUUUUAGAACUUGUUGUUUGGAAUAUUGUUUUUUCAACUUAGAACUUGUGCAAUUCCACUUAAAGAACACUUAGCAUAAUUUCUGUACUGUAUAAUUAAUCAUUUUUCAAGUACUGCUGUAGUGUUCCUCGCAGCUCUAUUUAAGUAUAGUUGUAAUGAAUUUCUCACGUUAAACAUUUUGUUCUUGUUAAUACUUGUGAGGCAAGGUUUGAACCAUUCAGAGUAGAUUAGAAAUAAUGGCGCUGAUAUAAUUUUCACUACCUUUCGCAAUUCAUGUAGAUACUGAAAGAGAAUUCUUAGCAAUAGUCACAUAAGUUUCUAUUUGUUUCCUACCCUUUGUACUGAAAAAAGCCAUAUUUUAUCAACAGCCUGCUCAAAAUACGUUACUAUUUUGUAGAUUUCUUUCUUGAAUUCAAAACAUCAAGUGCAGGUCUCUUUAUGUUAGAAUAGUGAAACUAGGAGAAAAAGAAAUUCUGUUGUGGAAUGUUGGUUUAUUAGUGUCUUGGAUACCAUUAGUAAGAUUAUAAAUGAUGCAAACUGUCUCGGCCAUGAUCUUACUGCAACAAUUACAAAAAAAAAUCAUGAGCUAAUUUAAGUUGAUUCUUUAAUUGUAACAAUGAAAGAUAAAAUAACAGGUGUGUCUUAGUUUUGAGAUGUGUGGAAGUAUUUAAAGUGAGUUUGAACAUUUUUAAUUUCAAUCUAAUCUGCCAGUAGUGCUUGUUAUAUUUUUAUUUGUUUGGAAAUCCACCAAUGCCAAUGUAAUUUUUACUUAAUGAAUCUGUUACAUUUCUUAUUUUGAUGUUCAUAUGUUAUGUCAGCCUUUUGGUUUUAAAAUCAAGGAUGUUUAAUAAUAAACAAUUCUGUUCA
Molecule: messenger RNA, 9479 nt
Organism: Mercenaria mercenaria
Lineage: Eukaryota; Metazoa; Mollusca; Bivalvia; Venerida; Veneridae
Product: NPC intracellular cholesterol transporter 1-like
Exons: 30
Coding region: 197-5704 (1835 amino acids)
Cellular component (GO): membrane
Molecular function (GO): lipid carrier activity
Source: RefSeq, a predicted model, not a curated record